AUGUGCGCGGCUACCUGCAUGGAUUCGAUAUUCAGCGCUGACUAUUUCGCAGUCUCGACCGGGAACGAACUCGUGUGGCAGCGGGAGCGAGCCCGAAAUUUCGGCUUCCGGAGCGCGGAGCGGUUCGAGUAUAUCGAAGCUACUUUUAAACCCUUCAAGUUUCUCGUCAAUAGCGAGGAAGGGGUCCAUAGUCUCUGCGCCGAGCGAGCGAGGCGCCGCCGAUUUUAUGAGGGGUACAAGGCCAACGAGCCCAUGCGGCUGCCCAUGAGAGCCGGGUAUGCCGAUCCUCAAGGUACCCACGCCGUGGCUGCCGCCGUCGACAUGUCCUCUGGCACCGACGGCGGUGCGGCAUUUCAGUAUGCGGGACGCCCGCCCACAAUCGGCCAGCGAGACCUAUGCGCCCGGCCACGUGGAACACGCCGAUAUACCGAUCCAACCUACCUCGGCGGGUACCUGGCCGCGUGUGGCCCCGCGCAUUGA
Messenger RNA from Parascedosporium putredinis, 480 nucleotides. The record is from the annotation of a GenBank genome assembly. NCBI's taxonomy places the organism in Eukaryota, Fungi, Ascomycota, Sordariomycetes, Microascales, Microascaceae.